Molecule: messenger RNA, 1227 nt
Organism: Medioppia subpectinata
Lineage: Eukaryota; Metazoa; Arthropoda; Arachnida; Sarcoptiformes; Oppiidae
Source: the annotation of a GenBank genome assembly
AUGGAUAGACCACCAGUUGAUAUGAAUACUACGGCUCGGUUUGAGGACCAUUGGUUUGAGCAGAGAGUCGAUCACUUUAAUAAACAGGAUAACAGAACUUACAAACAGCUCUACUACAUCGAGGAUUCCCAUUAUAAAACUGGUGGACCAGUAUUUCUAUUGAUUAGUGGUGAAAGUGAGGCAGGUACAUUUUGGUUAACGAACAAAAUGUACAUGAUGGAAAUGGCCAAAAAGUUUGGUGCUUUGGCUAUGGUGUUAGAGCACCGGUAUUACGGGAGAUCAGUGCCCACACCAGACCUGUCAACAGAAAAUUUAAAAUAUUUAACCGUUGAGUUGGCCCUCAAAGACGCGGAACAGUUUGCACUGUAUUUGACCAAAAAAUUAUCGCUUGAAAGCAGCAAAUGGGUUGUGUUCGGGGGCUCGUAUGCGGGCGCUCUGGUGUCAUGGUUUAGACAAAAGUACCCCAACAUAGCUGUCGGUGCCAUAGCGUCGAGCGCUACCGUCGGGGCUGUUGUCAACAAUUUGGGUUAUUUAGAAGUUGUUGGCGAGGCGUUGGGAAAGGAGUGCUCCAAUAAUAUCAGGAAAGCGCACAUCGAAAUGGCAAACCUCCUGAAAACACCGGAAGGUGUGAUAAAAUUGCGCAAAAUAUUGAAUUUGUGCCAAUCAUUUGAUGGCAAGAAUAUCAACGAUAAUCAUUGGUUGGCCGAAACCAUGAUGUGGAGCGUCGCGGGUGUUGUCCAACAAAUGCUAAAUUCCAGUAUAAUUGGGGAGACAAUGAACGACCCCUCAGGCGGUACUCCAUUGGAAAGGAUAGAUAAGAGACAAUGGAUGUAUCAAACGUGCACUCAAUUGGGAUCCUUCACAACCAGUGAUUACUCGGACUGUAUUUUUGGUCAUAAUAUUCCCAUUGAAUACUAUACCCAACAGUGCACUGAUAUAUUUGGUCCACAAAUCACGGCCCAAACCAUACAGAAUGCGGUCGACCGGACAGUCGCCACAUACGGAGGUUUAAAGCCAAACGUAACUAACGUUGUGUUCCCUAACGGAUCGCACGACCCCUGGAAAGCCAUCGGUGUUCUCAAUGAUCUCAAUAAUAGCACAAAAGCCGUUGUAAUUAAUAACUACGUUCAUUGCAGUGAUAUGUAUGCCUCGAGUCCGUCCGAUACCCAGCAUAUGAAAAACGCUCACAAAUUGAUUGAACAACAAAUCGCAGAAUAUUUGAAAUAA